AUGUCCACAGGAUUACUCGACUCAUGGGCAGAUGCCGGUGAUGAAUUUUCAGCUCCACCAGAAGUUAUCGCCAACCCAGAUGGAACUAAAACUGUGAUCACUUUCAGAACCAACCAAGAUGGUAAAAAAGUCAAGAUAACCCAAAAAAUAAAAGAAGUAAAGGUACAAGAAAAAGUACAUCCUUUAAUUGCCCAACGUAAAAAUUGGAAAAAGUAUGGUAAAGAAAAGAACUCGCCUCCAGGACCAGACACCAGUACCACACAGUUGGGGGAAAAGGUGGAUUUGAAGUUAGGUACAUCAUGGAAACAAGAUGAAAAGAAAGAAGAGGAAGACAAAGCACACGAAAGAGCUCAAAAAAUUGCCGUCCAAACCAUUAAAUGUAGAGUGUGUGGCGGUGACCAUUACACAGCCAAAUGUCCAUUCAAAGACACUUUGGGAGCUGCUGCUGGUAUUACUCCAAGUGGCACUUCCCCAGAACCUACCAAAGAAGGUGGUGCUGGUGCUGCUGGUGCGGGUAAAUAUGUUCCUAGACAUUUGAGAGCUGAUGCUAACGGAAAUAUCCCAACCAGAGAAGCAAGAGACGAUUCUACCACAUUGAAGGUAAGUCAAUUGAACUCGUUUGUUGACGAAGAUAUGUUGAGAAACGAAUUGUUUGCCAAAUUUGGUCCAUUACAAAGAGUCACAAUUGUGAGAAACAGAGAAACUGGCGAAUCCAGAGGAUUUGCUUAUGUUUCAUUUGCAACAGAAGAAAUUGCUCAAAAGGCAUUGGAUACAUUCAAUGGUAAAGGUUACCAUUCUUUGAUUUUGCAUUUGGAAUGGUCAAAGAAAAAGAGAACCUAG
Molecule: messenger RNA, 840 nt
Organism: Candida dubliniensis CD36
Lineage: Eukaryota; Fungi; Ascomycota; Pichiomycetes; Serinales; Debaryomycetaceae
Gene: TIF35
Product: translation initiation factor eIF3 subunit g
Exons: 1
Coding region: 1-840 (279 amino acids)
Cellular component (GO): cytoplasm; eukaryotic translation initiation factor 3 complex
Molecular function (GO): translation initiation factor activity; RNA binding
Source: RefSeq, a predicted model, not a curated record